Molecule: messenger RNA, 1381 nt
Organism: Mytilus trossulus (common blue mussel)
Lineage: Eukaryota; Metazoa; Mollusca; Bivalvia; Mytilida; Mytilidae
Product: LITAF domain-containing protein-like
Exons: 3
Coding region: 98-427 (109 amino acids)
Molecular function (GO): zinc ion binding
Source: RefSeq, a predicted model, not a curated record
CUGGACUUUGUUAAAACGUGCCAGUGCUCAUCUUAGUACACGUUUACCUGACUAAUUAAUACGCAUCCGCAUUUAACGUAGUAUUUCCUUCAACAAAAUGGAAGCGCAAGCCCCGCCUCCUUAUGGUCCACCAAGCUACCCACAAGGCCAGACACAACAGACGAUAGUUGUAGCACAACCAACGGUAUUGGUGUCCCCACAGUACGGCGACUCUCCGGUAAGGAUACAGUGUCCGGCAUGUAAAGCAGAUGUGAUGACUUCAACUUCUUGUGAACCUGGGAUGCUGGCGUGGAUUAUUUGUUUAGUUUUGUUUUUCACUGGGUUCUGGUUAUGCUGUAUCAUCCCCCUCUGUAUUGAUUCCUGUAAAGAUGUAACACACACGUGCCCUAACUGUAGACAUGUUGUGGGGAAGUUUAGCCGAAUGUGAUAGCACGUGCCCUAACUGUAGACAUGUUUUAGGGAAGUUUAGCCGAAUGUGAUAACACGUGCUCUAACUGUAGACAUGUUGCUGGAAAGUUUAGCCUAACAGUUGAGACUGAAACUUAUCUAUAGCGAUCCAAUCCUCUUUUAUAUAUUUUAUGGAUGUACUUAGGUGAAAUUACAAAAAAACUAAAAUUUAGAAUUGAUACUAUAAGUUGGAAUAGCAUUAGUUGAGGAACAAAUUAAGCAGAUAUGCUAACAUUUUUGUAAAUAACCUUUUAUAUGCUAUUGCAGUCUUUCAUGAAAAAAAAUGGAUGUUAUGGGGCAAACUAUUUUACCCUGUAUUGAAGGGGGAAACUAAGAGGUCAGAACAUAUGACACAAAUACCGUAAACCUUACCCAAGUGCAUCCUUAAAGCAUCGAACAAUCAUCUUCAUUGUGGGGAGGGGGUAGGCAUUAUAUAAAAGGCAUGAAAUUUAUUGGGUUUCAACAACACAUUAUUGGUCAUGUAUGCUAUUAAAAAACACAAUUUGCGUUUGAAUAAAGUCUAUUUUUUGUCUUAAGAAAAUAUAACACUCCUCUUCUUUUCUCAUAAAGUGUCUACAUGUCUUCAUUGUAAGCUGUAGGGAAUAAAUUGAUAAUAAUUGCUUACUAUGUGAAAUACCUGCAUUGCUGUAAUAAUUAUUCAUACUUUCAUGCCGUAUAUUUUAACAACUUGAUUAAUAUCCCUUUGCACAAAUGACCCAACUACUUUAUAAAUCGGUCAUAUACAAUGUAUAUUUUUCAUAUUUUGUAGUUUUAAUAUAAAGAAUUAUAUAUCAUGUCGUGUACAAUAGUGUAGUAUACCAACAUCAACAAACUGAAAUGUGUAUCAGUAUGUUUUUAAUUUGUUGAAAUACGAUAUUAUAGAGUAUAAUUGCAUACUUAUGUUCAAAUUCAUUGUAUUUCAUCUUUAACAUAC